GCCGCGCGCGGAGGAGCGCGGCGGGACCGUGACGCGCGCGUGGGCAGCAGUGGGCGGGCCGAACGGGCCGGUCCGACCGGCUGAGGAGCGCCGAGGCGGCGGAAGUGGGCUGCGACAUUGGUUUUUGCACGCCAGAGCGCGGACUGGAGCCGGCGAGGAGCGGCCGCAUCGAGGAGAGGUCACGCGUCGGUCUGGAGAGGCGGACAGUCGUGUCGGGGGGGCUGUAGCGGACGGCUGUCGCUCAGAUAAGCCGGUGAGUCUAGUGUCGACUCGUGCGAGCUGGGGAGCCCAGCCUGAACUGCACCACCGGCAGGACCAUGUCUCAGCCGAGUGGUGGGCGGACUGGGAAGCCGCGAGGCGGCGCGGUCCGUGUGGGCACCAGUCUGCCGGCUCGCGCCGUGGAGGCGAGCCUGCCGGCGCGCGCGAAGACAGCGGCCAGUCAGCAGCAGACGGGCUCGGAGAUCGACCGCCUGCGCCAGGAGUUCCGGCGACGAACCGGCAGCGACUCCGACGACGAGUUCGAAGAAUUCGUGAACAAAAGCCGCCAGCGCUUCCAGAACAUGCUCGCAGACGGCGGCCUGCGUGGCAUGCGGCUCUCCCAGGACGACCCAUUCCGGCAGAUGCUCGGCUCGGGUCACCUGGACGCCGGCUUCGCUGACGGCGCAUUUGCAUUUGCCAAGGCGCGCCCAGCGGCGCUCAAGGACCAGGCACCUCCGCCCAGCGCGCGGCCGCCCUCGCUCAAGGCCUCCCCGUCGGCGUUCGGCGAUCGUCCUUCACUCCUCGACGGCCGUCUCUCCCUGCUGAAUGGCGGCUCGAGUCUGCUGAGCUCGCGCCCGGCCGGGGCGUCCGACGACGGGGCGCUGGACAGCGCGCUGAUGACCCGCUUGGGGGGCGGCUCGGGCGCGCUGUCGCCCAACGGGCUGGGCUCGCUCGCCGCGCGGCGCGGCGGCGGCCUGGCCGCGACGCUCUCCUCCUCCAGCGUGCAGCAGACUUUCCAGACGUCGACGUGCAGCACGACGAUAACGUCGCGCGGCGGCGGCGGCGCCGGCGAGACGAGCGUGACGCGCGUCAGCCGGCAGCAGAAGCUGGACCAGAGCUCGCGCGACGGCGUCGCCAGCGUGCAGCAGCACAGCCAGCAGAAGGUCGAGGCUGCCACCGUCACGCAGAAGAGCGGUCGCACGCGCGUGGACGCGCGGCGCGCGGAGCUCUCUCAGCGGCGCACGGCCGGCACGCGCGCGGAUGGCACCGCCGAGGUCAGCCAGGAGGUCAGCGCCUCGGCCGCCACCCGGCGCGCGCUGUUCGAGCAGGCGGACGACGGCGGACCGGCCAAGCAGGUGUCCCUCUCGGGGGAGGACUUCAAGGUGCGGGCGCAGCUCGGCAUGCGGCAGACUGCCGUCGGCGAUGGUGGAGGGGGCCAGCUCUGCCCCAGCGGCGGGGCGGUCAGCGGGCCGCUCUGGCGCUUCUUCGACAUGGGACCGCUGAUCCAGCCGCCGGGCAUGCGCAUCAGCGGCAGGAUCGCCAUCCAGGCCUCCCACAGCGCCUUCAGCAGCAAGGACGGCGGCAUGCCCAGG
Messenger RNA from Pollicipes pollicipes, 1571 nucleotides. RefSeq lists its product as uncharacterized. NCBI's taxonomy places the organism in Eukaryota, Metazoa, Arthropoda, Thecostraca, Pollicipedomorpha, Pollicipedidae. The record is from RefSeq and is a predicted model, not a curated record.